AGCUUGCAGGCGGAUCGUGAACACUGCAUCCUGCUGAGGUAACGGGAGCGAGCCCGCAGCCACACGCAACAAGCAGAGCUCCUCUGAACGAUGGCUUCAUUGGCAACCUUUGUGGCGUUGUCCAUCUUCACUUUAGGGUUUUUCCAUGUUGAAGGAGCACAAGACACCCUGACUGCCGAGGAUGCUUCCUUUUGUCGUGGUGGACUUGAGGUGAUCUAUCCAAAGCUGGACGUCAGAGAAUGCCUCAUAGUCCCAAAGGAGCGGAAACUCAGAGAGAAACUCAGCACAGCCUGGAAAGCCCCACAGGUUUACUACUCUGAAGCAAAGGAGAAAAAGACAUACGUCCUGACGAUGGUUGAUCCUGACGCUCCGAAACGCUCCAGCUCAACAUCUGUCUACUGGAGGCACUGGCUGGUGGUAAAUAUUCAGGGACGUGCACUCUGGAGUGGAUUUAUACAAGGAACAACCCUCACUGAUUAUCAUCCUCCCACUCCGCCGCAGACAUCCGGACUUCACCGCUACCAGUUCAUGCUGUUUGAACAACCUCCAAAUACCCAAGUGUCACUCACCCAUAAGGAGUCAUCCCGCGGUAAAUGGGAUUUGCAGGCCUUCAUCACAAGGUCUGGUCUGGGAAAGCCUGUGGCCACUGUGCAGUUCCUCACUCAGAACUACAAUGACUGAGGGAUCCUGAGCUGCCUGAAGUGAAAGAGGAAGCUGCAAAACACAAUAAUAUGUAUUAAAAAAAAAAACAUGCAUUCUCGCUUCUCAUUC
This is a messenger RNA of Salarias fasciatus (jewelled blenny), 771 nucleotides long. RefSeq names its product phosphatidylethanolamine binding protein 4 (gene pebp4). The transcript has 7 exons. NCBI's taxonomy places the organism in Eukaryota, Metazoa, Chordata, Actinopteri, Blenniiformes, Blenniidae. The record is from RefSeq and is a predicted model, not a curated record. Bases 91 to 681 code for a protein of 196 amino acids.